Molecule: messenger RNA, 930 nt
Organism: Plasmodium vinckei vinckei
Lineage: Eukaryota; Apicomplexa; Aconoidasida; Haemosporida; Plasmodiidae
Product: fam-a protein
Exons: 6
Coding region: 1-930 (309 amino acids)
Source: RefSeq, a predicted model, not a curated record
AUGAAUAAAAUAUAUAUUAAGGUUGCUUUAGCACUUUUAGGUAUCGCAGGAUAUAUGCAAAAUGUAGCAUUUGCAAGCGAAACUGAUGAACAAAAUUGUGAGGAAGACUCCCCCAUCAUCAAUGAUCCAACACCAAUAUUUGAACAAUACGAAAAUGAGAUAAGUGAAGACAAAGUAGAAGCUUUAGCAGCAUUAAAGUAUGUGGGCCAAUCUUUAGAUCUUUUAGAAGAACUUUCUCGGGUUGAUGUACACGAUUACUCGACCGAUUCUACAAAAAGUGAACACAUAAUAUAUAAUAAGAAAAUUGGAAAUAUGGACAUUGGAAGACUUGAUUUUACCAUCCCAUCUGCCUCUAAAUACGUUCAUGUAGUAAGGCAUUACUGGGAUUUCAAAUAUGAAAAAAAACCAGAUAAGAAAAUUAUUAAUGCAAAAGUAGCUCGUUUAUACUGCAAAAAUCUGGUCGUAUUUGAAAAACAUAACCCAAAUCCUAAUUAUACACCCCCCAAAAAUAUAUAUAGUCUAUGCUCAAGACGUCCUUUUCCAACAAUAACUUCAAUUUUAGCUCCUUCAAGAGCUCUAAAGUAUGACGGUGAAAUCAAUAAAAAAACUAAAUUGGAAAACGUUUACAAAAAACAAAAACCUAUCGAAUUUGAUAUUAAUCCCGAGGAAGCAUUAGUCAAAUUGCGUGAUAAUCUAGCCGGAUUUGUAAUUAAAAAAGGUGGCCGUUUUGAUGAUAAAGUUUAUGUUACUUAUAUCAACGCUAUCUAUGAUAAUGACAAUUCUACCGAGUUUGCCGACAAUAAAAGACAAAGAGAUCAUGAAUAUACAAAAAUCCUAAACUUAGCACAACGCAUUAUAGAUGAUAAAUAUGAUUAUCGUCCACGUGCAGGUUUUCCAAGCCGUAACAUAUGUUGUGGAUCCAAAUGUUAA